CUCUGCCAGUGCCUCAGGGACCCCCGGGCAGUGCCAGUGAGACCCGCAGCAGCCGUCCAGGUUUCCUUGGUGACUGUUGCCAGGAAGGCGGCACGUGUCUCGGGGCUAUUUCUGCCCGCGGGAGUGUUGCAGGAAAGGAAAGGAAGAGAAACCACAGGGACCCUGGAGAAGCACAGAUGGACGUGGGCUGGCUGGCUGCCCUGCCUUGGCUUCCUUAGAUCCCGUGAUGUUACAGCAUUACCUGCUGCCUGUGCUGGGGUUGUAGCCAAAGAGGAAUGACUCCAAAGAUGUGCAGUUAUUGGAAAGACCUAUAAAUGCACCUAAAGAAGCUCACCCUCAUCUUCGUCCACCGCGACCUGAGCCGCGACCGCCCCCUCGUCCUGCUCAUGCACCUGCUGCAGCUCGGGCCCAUCAUCAGGUGCAUGGAGGCCCUGGUGGUGUUCUGCUUGUCGGGGAGGGAGGAGGAGCCCUACGUGACCAUCACCCGCAAGCGGAGGCUGCGGAAUGGCUAUGAGGUGGAGAUGGAGCAGGAGGUGGGGCACUCCGAGCGCCGGCUCGCCACCCACCGCAACGCCUUCAAGCGCAUGGCAGUCAUCCAGGCCUUCCUGGGCUCCACCCCGCAGCUCACCCUCCAGCUCUACAUCAGCAUCCUAGAGAAGUACGUCCCUGUUGCCCGAGCCGUCCUCAUGGGCAUCUGCCUGGUGUCAGUCACCUACGGGGCUCUUGUCUGCAACAUCCUGGCCAUCCAGGUCAAGUAUGAUGAUUACAAGGUCCAGCUACGACCAUUGGCUUUCCUCUGCAUCGUGCUGUGGCGCAGCCUGGAGAUCUCCACCCGUGUGGCUGUCCUCGUGCUCUUCAGCACCGUCUUCAAGCACUGGAUCAUCCCCGUUGCCCUGGCCAACCUGCUGGUCGUUUUCUUCCUGCCCUGGGUGCAGUUCUGGCGGAGCGGCACCCGCCUGCCCGACAACAUCGAGAAGAACUUCAGCCGGGUGGGCACGGUGGUGGUGCUCUGUGCCUUUACCCUCCUCUUUGCCGGCAUCAACAUGUUCUGCUGGUCAGCAGUGCAGCUCAAACUGGCUGACCGGGACCUCAUUGAAAAGUCACAGAACUGGGGCCUCCUGGCCGUGUAUUACGUGGCCCGGCUGGUGGAGAACACGGCCCUCGUUGUCCUCUGGUACUUCUUUAAGACAGAUGUCUACGAGAACAUCUGCACGCCACUGCUGGUGGUGCAGCUGCUCCUCGGUUACUGCCUGGGCAUCUAUUUCAUGCUCCUCUUCUUCCAGUACCUUCAUCCCUGCCGCCAGCUCUUCAGCCACAAUGUUGCCGACUUCCUGCACUGUGUCUGCUGCCGACGGCGCCUGCCGGGGACCCCUCUGCGCCUCCAGCCACCUCAUGAGCCUGGGGUGAGGCACAGCAUUGUCUGAGGAACAGCCACCACACAGCUUCUCUGGCUGGCUAUGGACACGGGGACAGGCAGCGUGGGGCCAGAGGGGGAUGAUGGCACAAGCCAUGCCAGAGGCACCUGUGCUGGCAGGUCCCAGGGUGUCCCCAUGGUGGCACAGGGACAGAGUGUGCCUGCGGUCCUGGCAUCGUGCGCAUGGACACGAAGGAUUUAAGGGGUGCCUGAACCACCUGCCAUGUGUGACACAGCCCCUGAGGUGCCCCUACCCCCCCUGCUGUGGUACACACGGUGACCUGGGUGCUGUUGGGACUGUUUUUAGCAGUAAAGAAACUUCGUGGUG
Calypte anna (Anna's hummingbird) is the source of this 1742-nucleotide messenger RNA. RefSeq names its product XK related X-linked (gene XKRX). The record is from RefSeq and is a predicted model, not a curated record. The transcript has 6 exons. Bases 315 to 1424 code for a protein of 369 amino acids. Gene Ontology annotation, cellular component: membrane. NCBI's taxonomy places the organism in Eukaryota, Metazoa, Chordata, Aves, Apodiformes, Trochilidae.